This is a messenger RNA of Balearica regulorum gibbericeps (East African grey crowned-crane), 1044 nucleotides long. NCBI's taxonomy places the organism in Eukaryota, Metazoa, Chordata, Aves, Gruiformes, Gruidae. The record is from RefSeq and is a predicted model, not a curated record.
GUAGAGCUUCACAUCCACCUGGAUGGAGCCAUUAGACCAGAAACAAUCUUGCACUUUGGCAGGAAAAGAGGGGUUCCUCUCCCUGGCAGCACGGUUGAUGACCUCCUGAAGCACGUCAGCUACAAAACACCACUGACACUUACCCAAUUUCUAGAAAAGUUUAAUCACUACAUGCCUGCUAUUGCGGGUGACCGUGAGGCAGUGAGGAGGAUCGCCUACGAGCUUGUAGAAACGAAAGCAAAAGAAGGUGUCAUCUACGUGGAGGUCCGGUACAGCCCUCACCUCCUGGCCAACUGCCGCGUGGAUCCCAUCCCCUGGGGCCAAACCGAGGGAGACCUCACUCCAGAUGAAGUCGUUAACCUCGUAAAUCAGGGACUACAGGAUGGAGAAAGGGAUUUCCGCAUCAAAGCCAGGUCUAUUCUAUGCUGCAUGCGCCAUAUGCCAAGCUGGUCUCCGGAGGUGGUGGAGCUCUGCAAGAAGUAUCGAAACAACUCUGUGGUGGCCAUCGACCUGGCUGGGGAUGAGUCCCUGAAGGUGAACAAUUCCUCCGAGCAUAAGGCGGCUUACGAGGAAGCUGAAAGAUGCGGGAUUCAUCGCACCGUCCAUGCUGGGGAGGCCGGCCCGCCUGCCAUGAUCAAGGAGGCAGUUUAUCUCCUGAAGGCCGAGCGCAUUGGCCAUGGCUACCAUGUCCUGGAGGACCCCGAGCUCUACAAGGAGCUGUUGAGAGCAAAGAUGCAUUUUGAGGUCUGCCCUUGGUCCAGUUAUCUCACUGGAGCAUGUCUUCCGGACUUUGGGAAACACCCAGUAGCACAAUUUCGGAAGGAUCAAGCGAACUAUUCUAUAAACACGGAUGACCCCCUCAUCUUUAACUCAACUAUUAACAAGGAUUACAGCAUAGUGAAGGACUACAUGGGCUUCACUGAAGAGGAGUUCAAGAGAGUGAACAUCAACGCAGCUCAGUCCAGCUUCUUACCCGAGAAGGAAAAGCAGGAGCUGCUCAACACCCUGUACGAAGCCUAUGGGAUGGUCCCCAACGCAUCGUGA